This is a messenger RNA of Cuculus canorus (common cuckoo), 2173 nucleotides long. RefSeq names its product serpin family F member 1 (gene SERPINF1). Gene Ontology annotation, biological process: negative regulation of endopeptidase activity; positive regulation of neurogenesis; negative regulation of angiogenesis. NCBI's taxonomy places the organism in Eukaryota, Metazoa, Chordata, Aves, Cuculiformes, Cuculidae. Gene Ontology annotation, molecular function: serine-type endopeptidase inhibitor activity. The record is from RefSeq and is a predicted model, not a curated record. The transcript is spliced from 8 exons. Bases 709 to 2028 code for a protein of 439 amino acids.
UGGAACUAGACAGGCUUUAGGGUCCCUUCCAUCCAAAACCAUUCUAUGAUUCUGAUUCUAUACUUCAUCUCCAUGACAGCUAGGAGAGCGGCAGGUCACGGGAUGCAAAUGCACAGGGAAAUGAGGGCACACUUCUGUGUUACACUGUCUAAAUAUAGAUGAAAACUUAAACCCUCCACUGUGACACCUUCUUCUCCCAGGCAGAACCACCUCCAGCAGAAAAGGGUUUUAUCAGGAAAGGGAAACAGUGAACUGUCUUUCACUGAAGUAAAACCUCUGUCUGAACACACUAGGUCCUGAACUAGAGCUGUUGUAGCCACGUGGCUUUAAGUUGUAUUUCUACCAGCAGGCAUGUUUUCUUUACAGCUGAAGUUAAUCUGAAACACAUGUUCUUUCUUCAGCUUCACUGGGUGCCUGGAUCACAGGGGUUAGUUAAAUACAGCCCUCUUCCUUUAAUUUCUGGGAAUAUAUAUAAACAUUGCUUCAGACUGGCCUCGGUGGCAUCUGCGCGCAGGGCCACGACACUUCUGCAGCAGCUCCUGUUUACCCACAGUGAAACUCUGGGUUACACACUGCCAUUGUGACCAGACAGAUCUGUCUGGAAGGGACACGCAUGCCAGCACCAGAGUGAUUAGAAGUGGAUUCCAUCGAAGGAAGAAGCUUAACAGCUUGGAGGAACUUGGUACUUUUCUCCCACUCCCAUGAGAAAUGUUGAAUAAGCCAAGCUCUGUCUUUCACCUCUUCUCUAGAUCUGCCCCAGCACUAGUUUCAGGCAUGCAGAUUCCAGUGGUUCUCCUUUUCCUGGGUCUCUUAACUGUCCCAAGCAGAUCCCAGAACUCGGCUGCUGAGCAGAACCCUGCCACUGCUGAUGGAGCAAACGCUGGCGAGGCCGAAGAGGAAGAUCCAUUCUAUAAGAGCCCUGUAAACAAGCUGGCAGCUGCAGUCUCCAACUUUGGCUAUGACCUGUACCGUCAGCAAUCCAGCCGCACAGCCACUGCCAACGUGCUACUGUCUCCGUUCAGCCUGGCUACUGCCCUUUCUGGUCUCUCGCUUGGGGCCGGAGAACGAACAGAAGAUGUGAUUUCUCGCGCUCUCUUCUAUGAUCUACUUAACAAAGCUGAGGUUCACAACACUUACAAAGACCUACUGGCCAGCGUGACUGGACCAGAGAAGAGCAUGAAAAGUGCCUCCCGUAUCAUCUUGGAGAAAAGACUGAGGGUGAAGCCUGGUUUUCACAGCCAGUUAGAGAAGUCCUACAAGAUGCGUUUGAGGGCACUAAGCGGCAAUACCCAAUUAGACCUCCAAGAAAUCAACAACUGGGUACGGCAGCAGACAAAGGGGAGGAUUAUGCGGUUUAUGAAGGACAUGCCCAUGGAUGUCAGUAUUCUCCUUGCUGGGGCUGCUUUCUUCAAGGGGACAUGGAAAACCAAGUUUGACACCAAGAAGACAGCCCUGAAGGACUUUUAUCUGGAUGAGGGCAGAACGGUGAAGGUGUCCAUGAUGUCAGACCCCAAAGCCAUACUUCGAUACGGUUUUGACUCGGAACUCAACUGCAAGAUCGCCCAGCUGCCACUGACAGAGGGAAUCAGUGCCAUGUUUUUCCUGCCUACGAAGGUGACUCAGAAUAUGACUUUGAUUGAGGAAAGCCUUACUUCUGAGUUUGUCCACGAUGUAGACAAGGAGCUGAAGACAGUUCACGCUGUGCUAAGCUUGCCCAAACUCAAGCUGAAUUAUGAAGAGGCCCUUGGCAACACUGUAAAGGAGACAAGGCUCCAAUCACUUUUCACAUCACCUGAUUUUACCAAGAUUUCUGCCAAACCAAUUAAGCUUUCUCAUGUGCAACACAAGGCAGUUCUGGAGCUUAGUGAAGAUGGAGAAAGAUCCACACCAAAUCCUGUGGCGAAUGCUGCUCGCCUGACUUUCCCCAUAGAAUAUCAUGUGGACAGGCCUUUCCUUCUUGUACUGCGAGAAGAUACCACUGGAACCCUCCUCUUUAUUGGCAAGAUCCUGGAUCCCAGGAGUGUUUAGAUCCCUUCACAAUAACCUGCAAUGGUAGGGCCCAAAUGGAAUGGGUGGUAUUGGGAGGAAUACUGGCUCCCUGCUCUGCUGCUCAAAGACACAACUUGCAAAUCUUAUGCCUUCAUGCUGCAAUAAAAGAGCUUUUGCUAUUAAU